Molecule: messenger RNA, 3702 nt
Organism: Ziziphus jujuba (common jujube)
Lineage: Eukaryota; Viridiplantae; Streptophyta; Magnoliopsida; Rosales; Rhamnaceae
Exons: 6
Coding region: 171-3515 (1114 amino acids)
Source: RefSeq, a predicted model, not a curated record
CGUAGUGAAGGCCUAAAGACAGUGACUUUCUUCUUCCACUCCUUUAUUCCCACACAGACGGUGAACGGGUGAAGACGAAGAAAAACACUGCCACCACUCUCUCUCCCUCUCUCUCUCUCUCUCUCUCUUUCUGCGUUUGAAUCUUGCUGCUCGCUUUUCUGAGAAACAAAAUGAUGGGAUUUGGGGCUUAUGGUAAUGGGGGAUCUUAUUCAUCAUCGUCUUCUUCCAAUUUAUCGGCUUCAGCCCCACCUUUUACAGUCGAUCGGUCGAUUCCAAAAACCCCUUCAAACCCACUUGUGGAUUUGACCGAACCCUCUUAUGCUGCCCCUUUGAAUUCUUCUCUGCAUAAUUGGCUCCCUACUGUCUCUCCCACUUCGGCUUCCAAGCUAUUUUCAAACCCCAGCUUGGAAUUUAGUUCAGUGCCUUCUACAAAUGCAUAUAAGUAUGGAGGAUUGAGAAACGCUGAAUCCUCCAAUUCCCAUUUACCUCCUUUGAACACAGUUGCCCCAGCUGCUACCAAUGCAUUUACAUAUGGCCAAUGCUCAGAUAGUGUCGGUACUGGCUACGUUGAAGCAGAGCCAUAUUAUCCCUCUUUUCUAUCGCCUGCAAUGAGAAAUGAUAGUUCUCUGGUGAUUCCUGAUCAAACCACUUAUGAUUGGUUGUCUUCUUCGAAUGUUCCCGCCUUGGAUGGUUCCUUUCAUAACGAUUAUAGUCAAAGACAAUCUGGUUCGAAGUAUGUGUCCCAGUGGGGUGGCUUGUGGAAUGGAUUGGCGGAGUGGGACCAAGGAAAACUGCAAGAAAUUGAUGGGAGUGCAUGCUCAAAGGGUGCCGAUUCACCUGCUUCAUCAGUAUACAGGAAUUACAUGAACCAAGAUGCUCAUGCACUGAAGAGCCUGAAUACCUGUGCUGAAGUAACCCAUGGCAUCAGCAUGCUUGGUGGACCUGUGAAUUCAGGAAAGUUAGAAGGUAAAUCUUUCCUGGGGCAAGAUCCCAACUUCAUCCCGGUUGACUAUUCAAGAUCUCUCUUGGAAUCGCCUGCAGGAUUUCCAGAGACCCACCAUGAGUCUCUAUCUUUAGAAUUCCUCCCCAGUUCAAGGAAUAGUCAAAUACCCUUUGGUACUUUACAUGAAAAAAAAGACUUGAGACAAAAUGAUGCUAGUCUAAAUGAUAGCAUAUCCAUUUCAAAGUCUUCCCCUGCCCCCGUUGUCAGGCCACCAGUUCUUGUCCCCACUUCCUUGGCACUGAAUGCUGCUCCAGUUGAAACUGUGAAUUUAGGAAGUGAUGCUGAGACAGAUCUUCACAGAAGCAAUUCCUUUAAUAUAAAAGAGAUCCAUUCCCCUAUGGUCUCGGAAUGCAAAGUUCUCUUCGAUCCUAGCCAACUCAGCAUACAUCUAGAAAGAAAUAAUCCUGUCUCUUGGGAAUUGCCUUUGACUAAAACCAGAGAGAUAGUAAAUAAAGAGAGUAUCAAUAAUGAUUCAUUGAAUCAUAUUUUGAAAGCAAAAUCUGGACUUCAGAUUUCUGAUUUAACUGUUGAUGGAUUCAAUUUGGACCUUAAUAUUAUUGAUACCAUCAAUUCUAUCGAAGAUUCUUCUGAAACUGUUGAUCAGUAUAACCCCUCUGUGGAUUCUCCAUGCUGGAAAGGAUCUUCACUUUCUCGUUUCUCUCCAUUUGAGGCACCUGCUGUUUUACCACAACAAAUGAAGAAUCUAGACAAUAGUUUGAAUGUUCAGGCCAAAAAGGUCUCCUCACUCAGUCCCGACAAUAAAGUCUUCUCUCAGAAGCCAAGUGAGACCAUGAUGUAUCAUGAAUCUGGGUGUUCAGAAAAUAGUUCAACAUUUCCUAUGAAUAUACGUUCAGUUGCAAAUUCAGUAUUUGAAGACAACAUAUCAGAUGAUACUGUGAAGAACAGCUACCAUUUGGAAACUAGAUGUGGUAAAGAGUUUCAACAUUCUGAUGAUGCCCAUGGACAUGGAAGCAGGUCAAGUUGUUCUGACUUAAAACAUUCUCCAAUUACACAACAAGGUCUUGAGGAUGAAUUGGUGUCAGAAAAUAACAAUGGAACCUUGGAACAUGAUUCAUCCCCUUUGCAUUUUCAUGAAGCUGUGGAAACGGUCCCUUCUGUUCCUGUAGAAGAUGCUGGUACCAACCUUACCAAAUCAAAUGGAGAACAACCAACUCUAACGACUAAUGUCCCAGGGCUAGUUAAUAAAAUGUGUAGCUUAUCAGAGUUGCUACUGUUACAUUGUACAAAUGGUUUGUGUGAAUUGAAACAAAAAGACCUUGAGGCCGUUAAGAGUGUGAUAAACAAUCUCAGUAUGUGCAUGUCAAAGAAUGUUGAGCAGGGAACUCUGAUACAUGACUCAACUUCUUCCCAGAAAAACAUUUCCGAAUCAAAUGAGGUUCACAAGAGUAUUAGUGAUGGGUCCCAAAUGACGGACAUUGACUUUCAGGAUGAGCUUGAUCUUCUGAGUGACCAUCAGGGCAACAGGCAUUGUGUCUCUGGUAAGAAACAUGACAAGAAAUCAUAUUCUUGUGCUGUAAGGGAUGAUCUUGACAUGGUAAAAGAAGAGAAAAUGACUCAGGCUUUAAAGAAGGUUCUUAGUGAGAAUUUUUAUGAUGAGGAGGAAACAGAGUCUAAAACUCUGUUGUAUAAGAAUUUAUGGCUUGAAGCUGAAGCUACCUUGUGUUCCAUCAAUUGCAAAGCUCGCUUCAACCGCAUGAAAAUGGAAAUGGAGAAGUCUGAGUUGCUCAAAUCUGAAGAUGUGUGUGAAAAUACUACGGUUAUGAAGAAACCAUCAGGGUCAUCUAGGUCUGAGGUUUCUUCUGAUCCAAACACAGUUGACGUGUUCUCACCUCAGGAUGAGGAGUAUCUGCUCAAAGAAACCCAGUACUCAUCUAUGAGAAACAUAACUAGCCAAGCUGAUGAUGUCAUGGCCAGAUUUCAUAUCUUGAGGUGCCGGGUUGAAAACUCAGAUUCCUUGAAUGCUGCCAAUCUGGAUGAACCAUCAAGCUCAAAGAUUUUUCCUGAUCCCAAUAAGGCUGACAAAAUACCAUUUGAAGAACAGAAAGCAAAGGGUAGCUUGAAGUCUGAUGGUUCCAUACAGGAAUCUAUCAACUUUGGCACAAAGAACUUCACAAAUGAUUUUGAGGCUUCUGUUAUGGAUAGAUUCCAUAUCCUUAAAUCCAGAGAUGACAACAGUAGUUCCAUUUGUACAGAAGCACAAGAAGUGCCAGAAGUUGUUGAUCUUGGAUAUGUUGGUAAGAGAAACCAUAAGCCUGUUAUUGGCCGAAGAUUAGAGGAGGGAAGGUCCGAUUUAAAAAUGGAUCCUAUAAUUCAGCAUAACUCUGGCAACAGCACCGAAGGCAAAUUAACAGUGAAAGAAUUCCAUCUGUUUGUUGAUGAAGAUCCAUUGGUACAAUCUCGCAGCAGCAGCGAUAGGUCUGGGAAUCAGCUACUUGGAGGUUGGGAUUGGGAACAUGUAAUGAAGGAAGAGCUUGGAGGAAAGAAUCGAUGAACCUGUUGCUGAGACUUUGAAUCUUGCAGAGGGAUGAAAUAAUUUCUCUUAUCUUGUUGCUAGACAUAUAUUAGCCAUCCUUGUAAAUAAUAUUUACCUCUAUAUUUUUGUACAUUUGGACAUGUUUAAGAUUUCCAAAACUUGGAAGUGUUUUCUUAUACAUAUCACCGUUAUCGCUCUUGUUGUA